Oryza brachyantha (malo sina) is the source of this 2376-nucleotide messenger RNA. RefSeq names its product CTL-like protein DDB_G0274487. Bases 21 to 1583 code for a protein of 520 amino acids. NCBI's taxonomy places the organism in Eukaryota, Viridiplantae, Streptophyta, Magnoliopsida, Poales, Poaceae. The record is from RefSeq and is a predicted model, not a curated record. Gene Ontology annotation, molecular function: transmembrane transporter activity. Gene Ontology annotation, cellular component: membrane. The transcript has 7 exons. Gene Ontology annotation, biological process: transmembrane transport.
GGGGGGGGGGGGGCGGGGCCAUGGCGGCGUCGCCGUCGUCGUCGUACUCUGGGGAGAGCGGGAACCCUAGCCCCCCGGCGCCGCCCGCGGCGGCGGCCGCGGCUGCGGUGGGGGCGGCGGCGUGGCCGAGGCGGCGGUGCCGCGACGUGUUCUGGCUGGUGGUGUUCCUGCUCCACCUGCUCGUCUUCGGCGGGGCGCUCGCGGUCACCGGCCUCAACCGCUUCGGCCAGGCCGACCGCUUCAACAUCGACCGCUUCACCAACCUCACCGCCGCCCCUCGCUUCGCCGGAUCGCCGGAGCCCGCGCAGGCCCCGCCGCCGCCGUCGCUUGAGGCUGAGGAGGUCACCCCAAAGUCCGAGCUCACGGAGUCGUACUGGCCCUACUACGGCGCCGCGGGGGCGGUGGGGUCCGUCCUCGCGUGGGCGUGGCUGGCGGCGGCGGCUGGGAGGAAAGACGGGGGUAGAGUGGUCAUGAGGGCCGCCGUGCACAGCCUCACCGCGUACCUCGCUGUGGUCAGCGUGCUUUGCUUCUGGGGGAAGCACUUCUUCUGGGGCGUGGCGUUUGCCGUCGGCGGAGCGCUGCACUUUCUCUACGUCAUGUCAGUACUUGAUAGGUUCCCCUUCACAAUGCUUGUCCUGCAGAAGGCAGUAAGAAUGGUCUGGGAACUUCCUGAUGUGAUGAGGAUAGCAUAUGCAUUUGUGUUAGUCAUGCUUUGUUGGAUGGCAUUAUGGUCCUUUGGAGUGUCCGGCAUUCUUGCUUUUCACAUACCUAAUGGUGGGCAAUGGUGGGCGCUUUUGAUUUUCUCAGUCAGUUUGUUUUGGACUGGAGCUGUCCUUAGUAACACAGUCCAUGUCAUAGUAUCAGGGAUGGUUUUUCUUGUUCUCAUUCAUGGUGGCCAAGCUGCUGCAUCGAUGCCCCCAAAACCACUUCUAAAAUCACUUCAGUACGCUGUAACAACUUCAUUUGGAAGCAUUUGCUAUGGAUCUCUUUUUACAGCUGCUAUUAGGACUUUACGAUGGGAGAUUCGAGGAAUUCGGUCUAAAAUAGGAAACAACGAAUGCUUGCUGUGCUGUGUUGACUUUUUGUUUCAUAUUGUGGAAACGCUUGUUCGCUUCUUCAACAAAUAUGCAUAUGUACAGAUAGCUAUCAAUGGCCAGAGUUUUAAUCGCUCAGCUAGGGAUGCUUGGGAGUUGUUUCAAUCAACAGGCAUUGAAGCACUUGUUGCUUAUGACUGUUCAGGUGCUGUCCUUCUGAUGAGCACCAUUUUAGGUGGAUUAAUUACAGGAACGUGUACGGGUGUUUGGACAUAUUUUAAACAAAGUGAUAAAGCUAUUAUGGUUGGAUCAACCUCUAUGCUGAUGGGCAUGAUACUGGUCGGGGUAACUGUUGUAGUUGUUGAAAGUGCAGUUACAUCAAUAUACAUAUGCUAUGCUGAGGAUCCCCGUUUAAUUCAAAGAUGGGAUCCGGAAUUUUUCGAUCAAAUGUCAGAAGCAUUACACCAGAGACUGCAAUACCGAAGUGCACGAGCUCGCCAAAUACUGAACAGUCGGCUUGAUCAGUUGCCAAAUACCUCGAGUAUCUGAAUUACAUGUUAGAUAUUUGACCAUUUUUUGUCGGUCCAUUGAAAGUGCAGCUGGAAUUUCCAGAACAAAAAAGUUCUGGAACUUCCUGCCAUCGAAGUAUAGAUGUACGAACUUUUCAGCCUCUGAAAUAUAGAAGAAUGAAGUGCCCCAGCAAUCAUGGUGGCCUUCAAAACAACACGAUGUUGCCGGUCAAGCAGCCAGAUGUUCAUACUUGGGUUAUUGGGUAGAACUGCAAUGCCAGGCCUUCUUCGUUCUUUGUGUAUGCAGCAUUCUAGGGAAAACAGUAAAAAGAAAAGUCCAUUUCUUGACUGAGUGAGCAUGCGGCCCAGCCUCGUGAAUGGAAACAUUUCGUCAUGUCAAGUCUGAGCUUUCUUUUCUACUAGCAUUAGAUGCUUCAGUGUGCAAGAAUUACAGUUUCUCUGUUGAAUGAGGCUGAGGCAUGACGGCAUCAGUUUGAGCCUAAACGGUGCGAAGUGGACGUCGUGCCUGCAACAUGGAAGUUUAGUAUGCGCAUGCCUAGGGUUGGUAAUGAAACUAACAUUUUUGUCUAUCAAAUUUAAGGGUUGGUUUAAAAUAGGUUAAAAAUAAAAUUGUGUAGAGUUUUGAGCUAAAAAAAUUUAAGAAUUAAAUAGGAUUGUGAAACGCAUGUCACAUGAUUUUACAAUGUUACUUUGGUGGUGCAGCUGUGCAGGCACCCCGAGGGCUCGGCCUCUCACACGUCAGUUGGCUGUCCUAAUUCGUGAGUGGCGGCAUGCGCUAACCGUCUUCUACAGUGGUACGACGUGAUAAUGGG